Notodromas monacha is the source of this 974-nucleotide messenger RNA. The record is from the annotation of a GenBank genome assembly. Lineage: Eukaryota; Metazoa; Arthropoda; Ostracoda; Podocopida; Cyprididae.
AUGGAGGAGGAUGGAUCUGUUGUGUCAAUGGAGUCCAGGUUGGAAGCAGCGAAUAUGUGUCAGAGGGUGUUGGCAAAGAUGUUGGAAAAUGACGUUGGUGGCGUUAUCGGAAAGACGGAUACGUGCCCUGGCUGGUGGGCUUUGCCUACUCCAUUGAGCUAUCUGACAAGAUACGUGAAGGUGUCAUACUCAUCAUUUUCAUCAUUUGGGCAUAUCAAUCCUUGUGCCUUUAUCUGGUUUGCAAGGGAUCAUGCAGCGGCGAUCUUGUUUGCGGUGACAAUAAGGGCGGGUGAUCCAUUGAAGGAAACUUUGCUGUGUCCUGGACAAGGACCCAUGUGGAAAGAUGAUGGGACGGCGGUGGAGGGCAAGCCGCCAAAUUCAAACCACAGGCAUUUUGUUCGUCAAUGUUAUUGUCCUUGUCUAUUUGAUGCCCUUGGAAAAGUAGAGUUCGGGGGAAAGGGUAUUAAGGCAAACCCAUUUGAUGAAUGUGAGUUGCUGUUGGACGGUGGAUAUGAUGAGACCUUUGCUACGGAUUCGGUGGUCUCCAUUACUCGCCCGCGUGGGAAGGAUGGUCGAUUUGUCCCGGGAGAUGUGGUGAUAGUGAAGGCAACAGGUGUGGAGAAGGUGGUGGCUGUUGUGCACCAGAAGUCAUACUGGGUCGUUGGACUUGGUGGUUGACAGUUGGUGUUGAAUGAUGAAGUUCGGGAUGCAAAAAGGGUGGUGUAGGGGUUGUCCGUUUGGUUGAUGAUCUCAGUUGUAAUGCGUAUUGCGGGUAUCUGAUGUGUAAAGAUUGGGGUGGGAGGUUAGGGGCGGUCGCUGGCAUUUUUUUGUUUGUUGAAAGGUUGGAGGAGGAGAUGUACGGGGUCAGUGAUCAAUACUUUGUUGACGCAUUGAAAUAAUGAGUUUUAGUACUUUGCAAUACGGGUGUUUGUUCAUUUUGUUUACGGUUGGCGAAGAGAAUCGUUUGAAGCAUU